AUGUAUCGUCGGUUGAAAGAGCAUGGUGCUCCGCCACCUAGUGCAGUUACUCCCGAUGAUGGUAUACGACGCUCAGCUCGCAUCGCAGCAAAAGAUACAACAACCAGCUUAGUUUCUGACUAUGAUAAUAGUGUUGAGAGGAAUGGAGACAACACAGAAUCAACAAAAACAAUAACAACGAAAUUUAGACUGUAUGAUAUCAAAUCAGCAGCACAACGUCAUGAGUACGAAAAUAAACAUAAUAUUGACUGGAAAAAAUGGGUCAGUAGUAAGCA
Molecule: messenger RNA, 275 nt
Organism: Rotaria socialis
Lineage: Eukaryota; Metazoa; Rotifera; Eurotatoria; Philodinida; Philodinidae
Source: the annotation of a GenBank genome assembly